Molecule: messenger RNA, 4713 nt
Organism: Cricetulus griseus (Chinese hamster)
Lineage: Eukaryota; Metazoa; Chordata; Mammalia; Rodentia; Cricetidae
Source: RefSeq, a predicted model, not a curated record
AUGGACGUGGACGCUGAGGAGAAGCGCCAUCGCACACGGUCCAAAGGGGUUCGAGUUCCUGUGGAGCCAGCCAUACAAGAGCUGUUCAGCUGUCCCACUCCAGGCUGCGAUGGCAGUGGUCACGUCAGUGGCAAAUAUGCACGACACAGAAGUGUAUAUGGUUGUCCCUUGGCUAAAAAAAGGAAAACGCAAGAUAAGCAGCCCCAAGAACCUGCUCCCAAGCGAAAGCCAUUUGCAGUGAAAGCAGAUAGUUCUUCAGUAGAUGAAUGCUUUGAGAGUGAUGGUACUGAAGACAUGGAUGAUAAGGAGGAAGAUGAGGAAGAGGAGUUUUCUGAGGACAAUGAUGACCAAGGGGAUGAGGAUGAUGAAGAUGAGGAGGUGGAUCGGGAAGAUGAGGAGGAGAUCGAGGAGGAAGAUGAUGAUGAUGAUGAUGAUGAAGAUGGGGAUGAUGUAGAAGAGGAAGAAGAGGAAGAGGAGGAAGAAGAGGAAGAAGAGGAAGAGGAAGAAGAAAAUGAAGACCAUCAAAUGAGUUGUACACGAAUAAUGCAGGACACAGAAAAGGAUGAUAACAACAAUGAUGAGUAUGAUAACUAUGAUGAACUGGUAGCCAAGUCACUAUUAAAUCUUGGCAAAAUUGCUGAAGAUGCAGCAUACCGAGCCAGGACUGAGUCAGAAAUGAACAGCAAUACCUCCAAUAGCUUGGAGGAUGAUAGUGACAAAAAUGAAAACCUCGGUCGGAAAAGCGAACUGAGUCUAGAUUUAGACAGUGAUGUUGUUAGAGAAACAGUGGACUCCCUUAAGCUGUUAGCACAAGGACAUGGUGUUGUGCUAUCAGAGAACAUUAGUGACAGAAGUUAUGCUGAGGGGAUGUCACAGCAAGACAGUAGAAAUAUGAACUAUGUCAUGCUAGGGAAGCCCAUGAACAAUGGACUCAUGGAUAAGAUGGUGGAAGAGAGUGAUGAGGAAGUGUGUCUCAGUAGUCUAGAGUGUCUGAGGAACCAGUGCUUUGACCUGGCCAGGAAACUCAGCGAGACCAACCCACAGGACAGAAGUCAGCCACCCAACAUGAGUGUGCGCCAACAUGUCCGGCAAGAGGAUGACUUCCCUGGGAGGACACCAGACAGGAGCUACUCAGAUAUGAUGAACCUUAUGCGGCUGGAGGAGCAGCUAAGCCCCAGGUCUAGAACGUUCUCCAGCUGUGCCAAGGAGGAUGGGUGUCAUGAGAGAGAUGAUGACACCACCUCAGUGAACUCAGACAGGUCUGAGGAGGUAUUUGACAUGACCAAGGGCAACCUGACUCUGCUAGAGAAAGCCAUUGCCUUGGAAACAGAGAGAGCCAAGGCCAUGAGGGAGAAGAUGGCCAUGGACGCUGGGAGAAGGGAUAACCUGAGAUCCUAUGAGGACCAGUCUCCAAGACAGCUGGCUGGUGAAGACAGAAAAUCCAAAUCCAGUGACAGCCAUGUCAAAAAGCCAUACUAUGAUCCCUCAAGAACAGAAAAGAGAGAAAGCAAGUGUCCAACCCCCGGGUGUGAUGGAACCGGCCACGUAACUGGGCUUUACCCGCAUCACCGCAGUCUGUCUGGAUGCCCGCACAAAGAUAGGGUCCCUCCAGAAAUUCUUGCCAUGCAUGAAAAUGUUCUCAAGUGUCCCACUCCAGGCUGCACAGGGCGAGGGCAUGUGAAUAGCAACAGGAACUCGCACAGAAGCCUCUCUGGAUGCCCUAUUGCUGCUGCAGAAAAAUUGGCAAAGGCUCAAGAGAAACACCAGAGCUGUGACGUGUCCAAGUCCAACCAAGCCUCAGACCGAGUCCUCAGGCCAAUGUGCUUUGUCAAGCAACUUGAGAUUCCUCAGUAUGGCUACAGAAACAAUGUCCCUACAACAACACCGCGCUCCAACCUGGCCAAGGAGCUUGAGAAAUAUUCCAAGACUUCGUUUGAAUACAACAGUUACGACAACCAUACUUAUGGCAAAAGAGCCAUAGCUCCCAAGGUGCAAACCAGGGACAUAUCCCCCAAAGGAUAUGACGAUGCCAAGCGGUACUGCAAGAAUGCCAGCCCCAGCAGCAGCACCACCAGCAGUUAUGCGCCCAGCAGCAGCAGCAACCUCAGCUGCGGUGGUGGCAGCAGCGCCAGUAGCACGUGUAGCAAGAGCAGCUUUGACUACACACAUGACAUGGAGGCCGCACACAUGGCAGCCACAGCCAUCCUCAACCUGUCCACACGUUGCCGUGAAAUGCCACAGAACCUGUCCACCAAGCCCCAGGACCUGUGCACCGCCCGGAAUCCAGACAUGGAAGUGGAUGAGAAUGGAACCUUGGACCUGAGCAUGAACAAGCAGAGGCCUCGAGACAGCUGCUGCCCAGUCCUGACACCCCUGGAGCCCAUGUCCCCCCAGCAGCAGGCAGUGAUGAGCAGCCGAUGCUUCCAGCUGAGUGAAGGGGAUUGCUGGGACUUGCCAGUAGACUACACCAAAAUGAAGCCUCGGAGGGUAGAUGAGGAUGACCCCAAAGAGAUUACUCCAGAAGACUUGGACCCAUUCCAGGAGGCCCUGGAAGAAAGAAGGUAUCCAGGGGAGGUGACCAUCCCAAGCCCCAAACCCAAGUACCCGCAGUGCAAGGAGAGCAAAAAGGACUUAAUAACUCUGUCUGGCUGCCCCCUGGCGGACAAAAGUAUUCGAAGUAUGCUGGCCACCAGUUCACAAGAGCUCAAGUGUCCCACCCCUGGCUGUGACGGUUCUGGACACAUCACUGGCAAUUAUGCUUCUCAUCGAAGCCUUUCUGGGUGCCCAAGAGCAAAGAAGAGUGGCAUCCGGAUAGCACAGAGCAAAGAGGACAAGGAGGACCAGGAGCCGAUCAGGUGUCCAGUCCCUGGCUGUGAUGGUCAGGGCCACAUCACUGGGAAGUAUGCAUCCCACCGCAGCGCCUCUGGGUGCCCGUUGGCAGCCAAGAGGCAGAAAGACGGGUACCUCAACGGCUCCCAGUUCUCCUGGAAGUCAGUCAAGACUGAGGGCAUGUCCUGCCCUACACCUGGUUGUGAUGGGUCAGGACACGUCAGUGGCAGCUUUCUAACACACCGCAGCUUGUCAGGAUGUCCAAGAGCCACAUCAGCAAUGAAGAAAGCAAAGCUGUCUGGAGAACAGAUGUUGACUAUUAAGCAGCGAGCCAGCAAUGGUAUAGAAAAUGAUGAAGAAAUCAAGCAGUUAGAUGAAGAGAUAAAGGAGCUUAACGAGUCCAAUUCCCAAAUGGAGGCUGACAUGAUCAAACUCAGAACUCAGGUAACAAUCACCACAAUGGAGAGCAACCUAAAGACGAUUGAGGAGGAGAACAAAGUCAUCGAGCAACAGAACGAGUCGCUCCUGCAUGAGCUGGCCAACCUGAGCCAGUCCCUGAUCCACAGCCUCGCCAACAUCCAGCUGCCUCACAUGGAGGAUGGUGUAUGGUGGGGGCAAUAAAUGAGGUUUUUUGCAUUCCAAGGAAAUGGCAUAUGGAUUAACUAUAAGAAAUGAAAUAAGUAAUUUAUUGUAAGACAACAUCAAGCCAUGGAAACUUGGCAGAAGAUUCAAAGCAGCUUAAACAGCACUUUUAAUUAACUCCUAGACAUUACAUGGUGGGACUGUGGAAACUCCGUUAACACAGGAGCUUGUCAGAGGUGGACAACACGAAGAUUUCCUUUGCAUUUUCAGUAACCUUUGGAGCACCCUUCUCUUAUUUCUCCUAGAGCCCUGUGCCCCUCUGAACUGUUACCACAAUAUAGCUUACCUAGCAGAAGUUGAUUGUUUUUCAAUUUGAGAAAAAAAAAAGGUAAUUUAAGCAUUUAUCUCCCCUUUUCACUUUCAAAAAUCAUCAUCAUUCGUUAUUCUUGUUUCACAUCUGAGGAUGAAGGCUAACGGCUGUGAUUGCCCCGGUUACUGGAUGGGAUUCUCUGCUGGGCGGGUGGGAAAGCAGCUCUACCCUUCCCUGUCCUUACCUGCCCCAACUCUGACUUUGAAUAAGCCUUGGUCCUAUUCAGAACACUCUGGACACCAAGGCCAAGGACGUUCACGUUCUGCCCCCGCUGGGUCCAGCUGACUCUAGCGUCUGCACAGCCUUGUUUGGUUUAUGGUGACCUAACCUGAGAAGGAAUGCAAUCAGAUUUUAAAGUUACUAAAUAUACUUCAGCACUUUUUUUGCUUUAAACUAGAUCAUCUUAGACUUGUUGAUACCUUUGAAAUUUGAUGGUCUCAUCCCAAAUGACUGCACUAUAUGUAUGCAUACGGCCACUUUUGAUUGCUGCGCCCCCUUCUGAGUAGUCUUUGACAAUGUGUUGUGUUCCCCGACGUCGACUUGAUUUCCUUUUAGUAGCAUCUCUCUCUUCCAUGUCUUGAUGUUAUGCAGGAAGUACAAAAGUACUUUAAAAUUUUGUUAUGAAAUAAAUAAAAAAGAUGGGUUUUGUAAAAAUAAAAAAAAAAUAUUUUUAGCAGAACAGGACUUACAGGGUCAUUGUCCCCACAAUGUGCCAGUCGGCUCUUUGCACUCGCCUUGUCCUAUAUAUCUGUACGGAGGUGUGCAAUCCUGUGUCAGUCGCCUUGUGACACUGAAGUGGAUGAGUUAUAGAGGAGGCCCUCAAGGCUGACCCAAUACGGUUACUAAGGGAGACUACAGGGAUCUCACAACAAAUAUUCUGAUACAAUACUCAACCUCGGUAUAUAUAUAUAUGUAUAUGUAUAAAUAUAAGA